UUCCGCGGGAAAAUUCAGUAAAUCCGAUGUGACAACUUUCUUGUAUGGAUUAUUAACAGAAGUUGAAGAAUAUUACUGGUUUAGCAUAUCAACGUUCGUCUGUGCAUGGUGUUUGUACAACCAACGGAACAAAAUGUCAAAGAAGAAAGGACUGAGUUUGGAGGAGAAGAGAACUCGCAUGAUGGAAAUUUUCUUUGAAUCAAAAGAUGUGUUCCAACUGAAAGACAUUGAGAAGAUUGCCCCCAAGACAAAGGGCAUAGCCCCCAUGACUGUGAAGGAUGUCCUGCAGAGCCUGGUGGAUGACAACAUGGUGGACUGUGAAAAAGUGGGCACAUCCAACUACUACUGGGCCUUCCCCAGCAAGGCCUUAAACACUCGCAAGCACAAACUGGGGGAGCUGCAGAGACAGGUUUCUGACGCAAAACAGCGAAAAGUGAAUUUAGAAAAAGUGGUUGAAAAGGCAAAAGUAGGACGCCAAGACACGGAGGAGAGAAGCUCCCUGUUGAAGGAGCUGCAGGCUCUGAGAGAAGAGCGAACUCAGCUGCAGGCCGAUUUGGAGAAGUACAGAGAGUGUGACCCAGAGGUUGUUGAGGAGAUGAAAAAGUCCAACGUCGUUGCUAAAGAAGCUGUUUCCAGGUGGACAGAUAAUGUUUUUGCCAUUAAGUCUUGGACAAAGAAGAAGUUUGCCUUUGAUGACAGCCAUAUUAAUAAAGCCUUUGGGAUCCCCGAAGACUUUGACUACAUGGACUAAUUGCUUUUCUGCCGUUGCUCAUGGACGCAGUAAGCAAAAUAUAAAAGAGCUUUAGUUUGAAGUGUUUGUACCUGGUCUCUGCAUUUCUAGUUUCAGGGAUUAAAAUAUAUAAAAAAAGCACCGGGAGCUAAGAUGGAUAUCUGUGAUUUUGCUGCACCAGAUGGAUUUAAACAGCAGAUAUGUUUCUUUGGUGCAACCAGAGAAGAGACUGAACUGGCCAUUAGUGGCUGUGAGGGGUGAGAGGUUUCUGUGAUGAACAGAACUCAGCAGCUGGACUUUUGGGACACCUGUUUGUGUGAAAACUAAGAACUCCAUGCCGAUGAUGGAAAAGAAUCAACACUUAAACCUGUAUGUUAUGCCGGAGAUCUAAUUGAUAUGGUUUAAGCAGAUGGCUUAGUAUCAUAUGCUGGUGCACCUUUUCCUCUAUAUUUUUUUGUAUUUCUUAAUAGGGGCAAAAGGAAAACCUAAAUGUAAAUAAACGCUAGUUCUAUUGAUUUAUAAGAAAGUUCUGUGGGAUAAUUACAGAGUAUGUGUUCUGUCUGAAAGUGCUGCAAAUUCAUUUCCCUUUUUUUGUAGAAUGACUUGUUUCUAAUAAAACAGCCCCUUUUUCAAACCAGUGUUUGCAGCUACAUGCAUUCAUUCAAAAACUUGUUAAACAGUAAACAAAUGCAUUUACGCUAGGCCCGCAAAUCUUUUGUGUUUUCGGUUCUUUACAAAUUGCAGCUGGAAUGUUGCAAAAUCAGUCGCAGGAGUUUUUUUUUUUUGAGCACUCACUUUCUGUUUGAACAGAAAAGGCACAUUGUUGUCCUGAUACGUCCAGAAUGACCCCUGCUUUAUUUUUUUUCCCCCUCCCUUUUUCUGUCAAACCAGAUGCAAAACAGGUAGUUGUGUGUUUUGUGCUUCCUCAGUGGCCCUGUUAUCGGGGCCAGUCUGUGUUGAUUUAAAUUAACUUUUCUUGAUUUAUUCUCCAGAUUUCUUACAAGCAAAGUAAUGAUGUGCAAACAUGUUUGUAGUUGGGUUCUUUGUAUUAUUAUUUGCAUAUGUUUCCUAAUGCAGUUUUUUUGCUUGUAAACCAUUAAAGGUAUGAUAUAAAUAAG
Molecule: messenger RNA, 1848 nt
Organism: Solea solea (common sole)
Lineage: Eukaryota; Metazoa; Chordata; Actinopteri; Pleuronectiformes; Soleidae
Gene: mnd1
Product: meiotic nuclear divisions 1 homolog (S. cerevisiae)
Exons: 8
Coding region: 134-751 (205 amino acids)
Biological process (GO): reciprocal meiotic recombination
Cellular component (GO): nucleus
Molecular function (GO): double-stranded DNA binding
Source: RefSeq, a predicted model, not a curated record